AUGACCGCCAGCACAUCGUCCCCGACCGCGACCUCGAGUCCCUCACACAUGAUGGAUCCCACGACAACAGAGCACGACUUUCGCUUCCCUCGAAGACCCUUCGACUCGACCGGCACGGCCGCCGACGGAACAUACGACGCCGAAAUUUCGCAGUUGACCAACAGGAUCGGCGACGACAGCAGCCCCGGCGAUUUGCGCAUGCACGAACUCAACUUGGACCUUGCGAAACACGACAAUGUCGCCCGCUUCGACUUGCUCCAGGCCUCGGCUCAUCCGAGUCUAGAGGGCGUAUUGUCCGGCACGAACGAGAGCAUAGAGCAGAUGCAGCAGAGCGAUCCGCUGGCGACCCAGAUCUGGAAGUUCUUCAGCAAGACGAAGCAGAGCCUGCCCUGCCAGGAGCGCAUGGAGAACCUGACAUGGCGCAUGAUGCAUACCAACAUGCGAAAGCAGCGGAAACAGGACGACGACGCCAGUAUGGCUGCUCGCCAGUCCGGUAACAGCAGCAGCAGCAGCAGCAGCAACGCGGCAGCAAGCCCUGCUGCAAAUGCGAAUGCGAAUGCGCCCAGCGGCAUUGCGCAACUUAGAAAAACCUCGGACCAAAGCCUUCUGCAGGCAGAUCCCAUGAACCUAGAUGACUUCAUUUUUGCUGAGAAUGUGGCGACUCCCGCGGGACUGACGCCCUCGCCCGAGAUGAUCAAGCAGGAGGGGGAGAGAUCGAAUACUCACACUCACACCACGGCGGCGGCAAUACCGAUCAAGUCCCGCAAGACGUCGGCGCAGCACUUCGUCCCCCAAUCGGUGCCCGUGCCUCCUCACCAGAGAAACCAGGAUGAGUUUGGCUACAUCACCCGCCAUCACCGAAAGACGAGCAUCGACGAGAGACGAACUCGCAACCUGAAGCGUCCCGCCGACUUCUCCCCUCAUGUUUCCGCUCUCAACAGCAGUGCUGUUGCUAAUGAGCUGGACGCCGACUCUGAUCUGCAUGAGUAUUCUCUGGACACCUCUCACUCUCACCACAACGGCCCAGCACACAUGCACCAGCAUCCUGGCGCUCUUCCUUUCCCACUUGACACCUUCCAGAUGGAGAAUGACCCCAUCAUCACAUCGGCCGGGCCAUACCAGCAGAACUUCUCCUUCUCGCCGUCGACGUCGCCUAUGGUUCCCCACGGCCCUUUCUCCAAUAUGUACAACCAUCGCGGCAACCCCUCGGGGUCGAUGAAUGGUCCCGACUACUACUCUCCCCCGGGAUCCGCCUAUCAGUCUACCGUCUCGACGCCGCAUCCCAUGGCCGAAAAUGAGAGCAUGUUCUUCGGUUCCAUGGAUAUGCGCCAUCAGCGGCAACAGGGUUUCCACCAAGGCCCUGGGUCGAUGGGUAACCAGAUGGGUCAACAGUUCAUGUAUCACUCCAAUGGCAAUUCCAUGUUCCAUCCUGCCUCCAGCGGCGCCGACCUGUCCUCUGCAUUUACCUCGGCUCCCAACUUUGGCCACGUCGAUCCAAGCCAGGUCUUUCAGCCCGACCAUCCAGCCCGUUCGCCUGGCGUCGGCAUGAUGCACGAGAGUAUGUUCACUUUUGGGGCCGACUCGGAUAAUGAGGAUGAGGAGGGGAGCGCAUUUGCGGACCGUAACAUGGGGGUGCACCAAGGCUUUUCGCCAGGUGAUGAGCCGGGCAUGGAUAUGAGCAGUACCAACCCCUUGGGAUGGGAUGCCUCGUUGCCGGGUCGGUUCAGCACGCAGGCCGCUCGUUACCCCGGUGGUCGGCCUCGGAAGCAGGUGACGAUUGGAGGUACAACAACCGACUAUGUCGAGUCCGGUGACUGGGAUAGUCAAGGGAACCUGCCACGAUCCCAAUCGUUUCGCACGACGUCUAGCGACAGACGGCAAAAGAUCCCGCGCACAACCUCGACACCCAUGGGCGGUCGCGGCAACCCCUUCGACAGGAUGGCCCUGUCGGAUGCCAACUCACCACCGCCAGACGCAUCAGGAAACCUGUCUGGAUACUCAUCUGUCGCGCCCAGUCGUCCAGCUUCUCCACCUGGCUCUAAACACGGCUCGACAAGUAAUCUGCAAGCUGCUGCGGCGAACCAAGGGGAUGGAGGCGCUCCUACCACCUGUACUAACUGUUUUACACAGACAACACCACUUUGGCGGCGCAAUCCCGAGGGUCAACCCCUCUGUAACGCCUGCGGGCUUUUCCUGAAGCUGCACGGUGUCGUUCGACCGUUGAGCUUGAAGACUGAUGUCAUCAAGAAGCGGAACCGCGGCUCGGGUUCGAGUCUGCCAAUCGUUGGGACGAGUACUAGAGCAUCGAAAAAGAAUAGCGCCGCCAAUGCACCGGCCACAGCCUCUGGGCCUGUGUCGCGGAAGAAUUCGACGUUGGCCGUAUCUGCAUCGACCAACGCAGCACAAGCAACCACUCCUCCAGCAACGAACCGAGCCAGCAGUGUCAACGAAGUGGAAAGUCCAGCUAGUGCCGCUGGUUCCGGUGGGAACACGGCAGGCAGUACACCAGGCAGUUAUGCAGGCUCAGCGACUGGCGCCGUGGGUGGGAAAGGCGUAGUCCCGAUCGCAGCGGCUCCCCCUAAGAACACCCCAGGACCUGGGGCUGCAUCACUACCGCGCAGCAUUGCCAACUCUGGCUCUUCAGGCUCCUCGAAACGCCAACGGCGUAGCAGCAAGAGUGCUGGUGCAAACGAGUCAUCUGGUGGUAUGGACGUCGACAGUCCCGAGAACUCGACUGGGUCGAACGAAGCCGCUCCGUCUGUCGGCUCUUCAAGCGGUUUCAUCAACAUGCAGAAUCCUGGAAACCUAGGUCUCGCCAAUGGCUUUGGCAUGACCCAAAGACCAAUGAUGGCGCCCAAUAUGCCGGGAAUGCCGGGUGUGCCUCUGAACGGAUUGAUGAACGCGGGCGCUGGAGCUGGACCGCAGGAAUGGGAAUGGUUGACGAUGAGUCUUUAA
Messenger RNA from Anthostomella pinea, 2955 nucleotides. The record is from the annotation of a GenBank genome assembly. NCBI's taxonomy places the organism in Eukaryota, Fungi, Ascomycota, Sordariomycetes, Xylariales, Xylariaceae.